This is a messenger RNA of Lodderomyces oxycetoniae, 2163 nucleotides long. RefSeq lists its product as uncharacterized. Gene Ontology annotation, biological process: cellular respiration; ATP synthesis coupled electron transport. The transcript has a single exon. Gene Ontology annotation, molecular function: NADH dehydrogenase (ubiquinone) activity; iron-sulfur cluster binding. Lineage: Eukaryota; Fungi; Ascomycota; Pichiomycetes; Serinales; Debaryomycetaceae. The record is from RefSeq and is a predicted model, not a curated record. The coding region runs from base 1 to 2163 and encodes 720 amino acids. Gene Ontology annotation, cellular component: membrane.
AUGCAUUUAUUAAGGUCACAGAUACUAAGAUCGUCCAAACGGUUUAUAUCGGCCUCUUUGAAAAGAUUGGCUGACGUGGAGGUCACAGUUGAUGGCAGAAAAGUCUCCAUUGAGGCCGGAUCAUCAAUAAUCCAGGCUGCAGAACUAGCUGGUGUUACUAUCCCCCGUUACUGUUACCAUGACAAACUCGCAAUCGCAGGUAACUGUCGUAUGUGUUUAGUCGAUGUUGAACGAAUGCCAAAGUUGAUUGCAUCUUGUGCUAUGCCUGUCCAAAACGGGAUGGUUGUUCACACAGAUUCAGAAAGAAUAAAAAAGGCAAGAGAGGGCGUUACUGAAAUGUUGUUGGAAAAUCAUCCCUUGGACUGUCCUGUUUGUGAUCAAGGUGGAGAGUGUGAUUUGCAAGAACAAUCUCAAAGAUUUGGUUCAGACCGCGGUAGAUUUAAAGAAUUGGUUGGUAAAAGAGCAGUUGAAAAUAAAGCCAUUGGUCCUUUGGUUAAAACGUCAAUGAAUAGAUGUAUCCAUUGCACAAGAUGUGUGCGUUUCAUGAAUGACGUUGCAGGUGCUCCGGAGUUUGGUACUGCAGGAAGAGGUAACGAUAUGCAAAUUGGAACAUAUAUCGAAAGAAACAUUAACUCGGAAAUGUCAGGUAAUAUCAUCGACUUAUGUCCUGUUGGUGCAUUAACAUCAAAGCCUUAUGCAUUCAGAGCAAGACCAUGGGAAUUGAAAAGAACCGAAACUAUUGAUGUUUUGGAUGCAGUUGGAUCCAGCGUUAGAGUUGACACUAGAGGUAUUGAAGUCAUGAGAGUCUUGCCAAGAUUAAACGAUGAUGUUAACGAAGAAUGGAUUUCGGACAAGACAAGAUUUGCAUGCGAUGGUUUGAAAACUCAAAGAUUGACUACCCCAUUGAUUAGAAACGGCGAUAAAUUCGAAACAGCUACUUGGGACGAAGCGUUAUCUACAAUUGCUUCAGCAUACUUUAAGAUUAAGCCACAGAAUGGUGAAUUGAAAGCCGUUGCAGGUGCCUUGGCCGAUGCUGAAUCGAUGGUUGCAUUAAAAGACUUGGUCAAUAAAUUGGGGUCUGAAAAUGUCACUACUGAUGUAAAUCAAGGUGUUGAUGCCCAUGGAUUAGAUAUUAGAUCUAACUACAUUUUCAACUCUACUAUCGAUGGCAUUGAAGAAGCCGACCAAAUUCUUUUGGUUGGUACCAAUCCCAGAUUUGAGGCAGCAACUUUGAAUACAAGAAUAAGAAAAGUUUGGCUAAGAUCAAAUUUGGAAAUUGCUAGUGUUGGUCAAGAUUUCGAGUCCACAUUUGAUUUCACAGCAUUAGGUAAUGACGCAAAUGCAUUGAAAAAGGCGCUUAAAGGUGAAGAAGGAAAGAAACUAUCACAAGCAAAGAGGCCAUUGAUCAUUAUAGGGUCAGGUGUUGCUGAAUCUAAAGAUGCAAAAGCUAUCUACAAAACAGUUGGCGAGUUUGCUUCUAAGAAUGCCAACUUCAACACUCCAGAAUGGAAUGGGGUAAACUUGUUGCACCGUGAAGCGUCAAGAGUAGCAGCAUUAGAUAUUGGCUUCAACACAUUAUCGCCAGAUGCAACAAAACCAAAGUUUAUUUACUUAUUAGGUGCAGACGAAAUAACAAACAAAGAAAUCCCCAAAGAUGCGUUUGUAGUUUACCAGGGACAUCAUGGUGAUAUUGGUGCUUCGUUUGCUGAUGUAAUAUUGCCCGGCUCAGCCUACACUGAAAAAUCCGCUACAUAUGUGAAUACAGAGGGACGGACACAAGUGACAAGAGCAGCAACAAACCCACCGGGAGUAGCACGAGAAGAUUGGAAGAUCAUAAGAGCAUUAUCGGAAUAUCUCAAGGCUAAGUUGCCAUAUGAUGAUAUUGUUUCACUUAGAAUGAGAUUGGGUGAUAUUGCACCAUCUUUAAUAAGACACGAUGUGGUUGAGCCUGUUUCUUCGGAAAUUGCACAAAUUGGUUUCCUUGAUUUAGUCAAAAAGAAUAGCUCAGCAACUAUAUUAGGGGAGGCUUUGCAAAAUCCAAUAAAAAACUUUUAUUUUACAGACGUGAUAUCGAGGUCUUCUCCUACAAUGGCUAAAUGUGUGGCGGCGUUUGGUGCAAAAAUUGAUAAAAUUAAAGAUGAGAAACCAAGUAUAAAUUUUUGA